Messenger RNA from Gongylonema pulchrum, 1044 nucleotides. Lineage: Eukaryota; Metazoa; Nematoda; Chromadorea; Rhabditida; Gongylonematidae. The record is from the annotation of a GenBank genome assembly.
AUGUUGCGAUAUUUGUUAUUGCCGUCAUUUCUGCAUGGUAUAUUGCUGCAAUUCAUCCUCACUUGCUGUUUGUCAGCAGGGAAAGCUUAUCGGCAUCAUCCAGUGCACGAUUUUUUCUGGAAUUCGUCGAAUCCUGUAUUCGGCGUGCAAACCACUCCGUUUCUAAAUGUUCAUUUACUGGAUACGAUAGUUAUCCACUGCCCGCGCCAGUCCAUUCAGCAUUUCAGGAAUUUUACCAGCGAGCAGUCAACUCUUUAUUUGGUGUCAAAAGCAAGUUUUGAUAGCUGCCAGCUAGACAGUACCUCCAGAUUACUGGGCUACUGCGACCAGAUGAAUAACGGCGGAACAAUACAACUGACGCCAAAGCGACACGGCUCGAAAUUCGGCAGAUUCGUAACUUUCAUUACUUUUACUCAGGAGAGAAUCCACUGUGAACAUGCGGCCAAGCUAAAUCCGAUUUCGCAACAGUUUAGCAGGCCAAAACUCUUUUCAUGCCCAUUUGUUGGCGAUGACGAGAAUCAAAAAAACGACGAUAUACUAUUUAUGACCGAAGAAUUUAAUGAAUUAACCUGGAAGAAGAAGCUUCGAGACCCGAGGAUACCAAAACUUGAGCAGCAGCAAUUUGGCUUACCACCUCCAUCAAUCGUUGCGUCAUCAAAGAAUCGGGUUUUCCGCAAAUUCCCUUUAAUCCGUAAAAUAGAGGACGAUAAUCAACCAGUCCCAUUUCUGAGACGACACCACGGAAUGCGACGUCGGCCGAAAACUUCCAGAAUGCAUGACAACGUCGAUGGCGGAAAAAGUAACGAGCGCAGCCUUGAUGCUGACAAAAGUAUGGAAAUCGUACCAAGAUAUCGCAAACUUCGACGCAAAAGUGGACGAUUUGUGGACUCCAGACGACACUUCUGGUCUCCGAAACAGUUCCACGCAGAAUCAGUGACCGAUGAAGUGGAGAGCAACCCGAAUGCUGUCUGGGUGAACGACAUCACUAGCAAGGUGGCACAUACUGAAACGCUAGGCGACAGUGCACCUGAUUCGCUUGGAUGA